Messenger RNA from Acanthoscelides obtectus, 105 nucleotides. The record is from the annotation of a GenBank genome assembly. Lineage: Eukaryota; Metazoa; Arthropoda; Insecta; Coleoptera; Chrysomelidae.
AUGGUUUCAGAACCGGAGAAUGAAAUUCAAGUACACUAUGGUGCAAAACCCCAAUCUCAAAGGCAGGUUAAAAUUGAGAGUGAAGGCAGCAUCGGUGAAAUCUGA